This is a messenger RNA of Mustela lutreola (European mink), 6459 nucleotides long. It is a transcript of the gene LMOD3, whose product is annotated as leiomodin 3. The record is from RefSeq and is a predicted model, not a curated record. The transcript has 4 exons. The coding region runs from base 196 to 1917 and encodes 573 amino acids. Gene Ontology annotation, biological process: muscle contraction; myofibril assembly; pointed-end actin filament capping. NCBI's taxonomy places the organism in Eukaryota, Metazoa, Chordata, Mammalia, Carnivora, Mustelidae. Gene Ontology annotation, molecular function: tropomyosin binding. Gene Ontology annotation, cellular component: myofibril; striated muscle thin filament.
UGAGAAACAGAGCCAGACCUCUGCUCUGCUGUGUGCCGGUUUGCUUCCAGAGUCACCCUGGCAUGAAGAGAGAAGCCCCGAGAGCUCGAGUUCCACCCACAAGUAGAAUUUUGACUUCUGUGGAACUCCAGUCGCUGGUUGGAUCUUCCCUCCCAAAACUUUAACAGAGAAAAAUACAGGGCGGGGGGGGGAAUCAUGUCAGAACACAGCAGGAAUUCAGACGAAGAAGAACUCUUUGAUGAGGAGAUUGAUGAAGAUGAAAUCUUGGCCAACCUGUCCCCCGAAGAGCUGAGAAAACUGCAGUCAGAAAUGGAAGUGAUGGCCCCGGACCCCAGGCUUCCCGUUGGAAUGAUUCAGAAGGAUCAGACCGACAAGCCACCCACAGGAAAUUUUGACCAUAAGUCUCUAAUGGAUUAUAUGUAUUGGCAAAAGGCAUCCAGACGCAUGCUGGAGGAUGAACGUGUCCCUGUCACCUUUGUGCCGUCCCAGGUGGACACUCAAGAGCAGCAUGAAGAAGUAGGCAAAGGUAAUAAAAAUGUGUCCCAGUAUUUAAAAGAAAAGCUCAAUAACGAAAUUGCUGCAAAUAAAAGAGAAUCAAAAGGCAGCAGCGAUGUCCCAGAAACCGAUGAUGCUGAUGGUGAAGAAGAUGAAGGAGAUGACGGGGAUGAAGAUGACGAGAAUGAAGAUGACGAGGAUGAAGACGAGGAAGGAAAUGACGACAGUGAAGAGAGUGUGGAAAAGCCACAAAGAGGCGUGCAAGGUGGGGUAGAGCAGCAGAUCAGGAACGGGGAGAGCAGCUGUGCACAAGUAGCUAAGAAGGCAUUUGGAGAACAGAAAGACGAACCAGAGGUCCAAGAAAAAAGUGAGAAGAAAAUAUCAAAAUUAGAUCCCAAGAAGUUAGCGCUAGAUACCAGUUUUCUAAAGGUAAGCGCGAGGCCUUCGGGAAACCAAACAGACCUGGAUGGGAGCUUGAGGCGCGUUAGACAGAAUGACCCUGACAUGAAGGAGCUCAACCUGAACAACAUUGAAAACAUCCCCAAGGAGAUGUUGCUGGACUUCGUCAACGCAAUGAAGAAAAACAAACACAUCAAAACCUUCAGCUUGGCCAACGUGGGCGCGGAUGAGAACGUUGCGUUCGCCUUGGCGAACAUGCUGCGGGAAAAUAGGAGCAUUACCACUCUCAACAUCGAGUCCAACUUCAUCACGGGGAAAGGAAUCGUGGCCAUCAUGAGGUGCCUCCAGUUCAACGAGACGCUCACCGAACUUCGGUUUCACAAUCAAAGGCACAUGCUGGGCCACCAUGCCGAAAUGGAAAUCUCCCGGCUGUUGAAGGCCAACACCACUCUCCUGAAGGUGGGCUACCAUUUUGAGCUCCCGGGUCCCAGAAUGGUGGUGACCAACCUGCUCACCAGGAAUCAGGACAAGCAGCGGCAGAAAAGACAAGAGGAACAAAAACAGCAGCAGCUCAAAGAGCAGAGGAAGUUGAUAGCCAUGUUGGAGAAUGGGUUGGGGCUGCCACCUGGAAUGUGGGAGAGGCUGGGGGGACCCAUGCCGGAUCCCAGGAUGCAGGAGUUCCUCCAGCCUCCUCCACAGCCGCCCAACCUCCAAGCGGCCGCCUUCAAUCGACAGAAUGAAAUGAUGAAGAAGCCGUCACAGCCCCCGAAGUACAGGACGGACCCUGACUCCUUCCGAGUGGUGAAGCUGAAGAGGAUGCAACGCAAGUCUCGGAUGCCCGAAGCCAGAGAGCCGCCCGAGAAGACCAACCUCAAAGAUGUCAUCAGAACGCUCAAACCGGUGCCGAAAAACAGGCCACCCCCGCUGGUGGAAAUCACUCCCAGAGAUCAGCUCUUGAAUGACAUUCGCCACAGUAAUGUCGCCUAUCUUAAGCCCGUGCAACUGCCAAAGGAACUGGCAUAAGAAUAAUCUUAGAAGAACAAGGAACUAAGACAAUGAGUCUGGUCAGAGCUUGGAGACCGUCUCAGCAGCAUACUUCUGGAGCCAGGUGGUAGAACUGGGAACAAGGCUGGCAUCUGAUAGGAGUAUUCUGUAAAGGCAGGGGCAAAAUAAGAGGCUGGCAAGGAAGGGGGAGAUAAAAAAAAUUACUCUUCUGGGACAACAUUUUCUACUCCCAAUCCGUUUGAGUGACUUGGGUGAAAUUUAGCAUUUUAAAAAAAAGAAAAAUUUUUCCCCAUAAAUGUUUGUUUUACUAUUGCUUUCUUCUGGUAAAUGACAAUAAAUACUAUAGAUGUGUUAAAUAUUUCUUCCUCCAUAUAAUUCAUGGCACAAAUCUGUAUCACUCUGUGGAAAUGUGAAUUGAACUCCAGGCCCGCUGAUGCUCUGAAAUGGAAGACCUGUUCGUUAGCUCUUCUCUGGAGAAGGAGGCGGGAUUUUCAGUUUGCAACCCUGUUAGCUUGCUCUCCUGGCCAUUCCCCUGGCGCAUCGUACUUCAGAAGGGGUAUGUAUCUGUGAGGAGUGGAGCAAGGGGGCACAGGACAUGGAGAACACAGUGUUUCCAGGAAAAGUCAUGGGGGAAAAACCCUGUAGGUAUAGCUACAUAUAUACGUGUAGACUUCCUUGUUUCCAUAUAUAAAGGAACAAAGACAGCAUUUUUGUUUUGUUUAAAAAAUAAAAUUUUUUUGCAUAAAUAAGAUAGUUAAUCACAAGUUUUUAGUUUUUGCUAAUGAAAUAUAUAUAAGUUUAGUUUGUGACGCUAAUUUGGUCUUAUAAGUCUCAUCAGAAACCUUCUAAAGGCAACUUGCUAUAGGAUUAAACUUCAGUUUCUUAACAUUAUUCAAGGCCCUCCAUUAUCUGUUCCCAAUUUAGUAACUGAGUCUGCUUUGCCACAGAUUCUUAUAAUUCUCUUGAUAAGACAUCCUCAUACAUACCCUGUGCCUUGCUCUCCUUGAUCCUUCCAUGGAACACUUUCCAAAACACUUUUCUUCUUCUCUCUGUUACCUUCUUCUCUGUUACCUUCUUCAGGCUUACCAAAGUCCUAGGUGGGUUAGGUCCUAAUCCUCCAUAAAAAUCUUCCAAACAACCCAAGUGGUCUUUCCAAGUUCCCGGAGUUCUUAAUUAUCUGGUCUAGUCGUUAGGUGCAUAGAAUCUGAAAUUUUGUAUAGAUGUGGCAUGAACAUUAGAAAUCAGGAAAUCACACAUUGGUGUCUUUUCUGUCUACUUUACCUGACUGAACAGAUGGCACCUGCUCUCUUUCUACUUUUUUUUUUUUUAAUGUUAUUUAUUUAUUUGACAGAGAUCACAAGCAGGCAGAGAGGCAGGCGGGGCGGGGGGUGGGAAGCAGGCUCCCCGCAAAGCAGAGAGCCUGAUGCGGGGCUCAAUCCCAGGGCUCCGAGACCAUGACCUGAGCCAAAGGCAGAGGCUUAACCCACUGAGCCACCCAGGCGCCCCUCUCUUUCUCCUUUUAUAUAAUCAUAGGUGGUACAUCACAAGCAAAACUGGCUAGGAGAGAAUAGAUCUAAUGGAGAAAAGUUAAACAACACAUUAUUUAGAAGGACAAGUCAAGGGAAAGAAAUAUGGUGUUUCCAUUUUUUUAAGGAUAAUUUAGUGUGUACUAAAGUAUCCAGGUUUGAAUAGCUAUAGUUUCAGUCAGGUAACUGAUUUUACAGUAGCAAAUAGCUGAGAAUUUUUUUCUAUGUUACCAUUUCUAUAAAACCUCCUUGCAUGCCAAGCAGGAGCUUUGUAAGUGUCUAGCAUAUUCUACAUCAAGAGCACCCAUGGGACAUAGUGCUCUAAACAUGUUUAAAAGCUUACUAUGUAUUAGUGGUUGAAGUUCUUUUUUCUUUUUUUUUAAGAUUUCAUUUAUUUAUUUGACACAGAGAGAGAGAGAUCACAAGUAAGCAGAGGGGCAGGCAGCAAGAGAGAGGGAAGCGGGCUCCCUGCUGAACAGAAAGCAAAAUGCGGGGCUCUAUCCCAGGACCCUGCGAUCAUGACCUGAGCCCAAGGCGGAGGCUUAACCCACUGAGCCACCCAGGCGCCCCAGUGGUUGAAGUUCUUGAAAGACCUUAUAUGUUUGCUUAUAUAUCCACAGCAUUAAUAAAGUCAGGAAUUUCAAAAAGUGCUAAUAGUCCCAAAAGAUGGCUUUCAUUUUAGUUGUGUGAUGAGAAAAGGUGAUCCAAAUUCAUAGCUUACUGUUUCACCACACAGACUUUUGUCAAGGGACAGGUGAAGCCGCUUACUUACACUUGUUCCAUCUACCCACUCCUAACCUAAAAAUCUUAGUUGAAGAUUUUAACUUUUUUUUUUUACUGUCUUAAUUUUAUUUAUUUUCAGUGUUCCAAAAUUCAUUGUUUAUGCAUCACACCCAGUGCUCCAUGCAAUUCAUCCUCUCCUUAAUACCCACCACCAGGCUCACCCAUUCUCCCCACCCCCUCCCUUCCAAAACCCUAAGUUUGUUUCUCAGAGUUCACAGCAGUCUCCCAUGGUUUAUCUCCCCCUCUGAUUUCCCCCAACUCACUUCUCCUCUCCUUCUCCUAAUGUCCUCCAUGUUAUUCCUUAUGCUCCACAAGUAAGUGAAACCAUAUGAUAAUUGACGCUCUCUGCUUGACUUAUUUCACUCAGCAUAAUCUCUUCCAGUCCUGUCCAUGUUGAUACAAAAGUUGGGUAUUCAUCCUUUCUGAUGACUGCAUAAUAUUCCAUUGCAUAUAUUUAACUUGUUUUUAAAUUUUUUUUUUUUUUUUUUAAGAUUUUAAGUAAUCUCUAAACCCAACACAGGGCUUGAACUCACAACCCUGUGAUCAAGAGUCGAACUCUUGAUUCCACUCUGACCGAGCCCGCCAGGUGCCCCUUGUUUUUAAAAUGCAAUGAUUUACAGCUCUUACAUGCUACAUUUUUAUAUUAUUUUCCUUUCAGAAUUGACCACCAACCCUUAGUAAUUAUUAUGAGUAUAUAUUUUAUUUAAGUUGUCACUUUAGCACUCAGUCUACAGAAUUCAUGUAGACACUAGAAAGGGUUCAAAUAUGUCAGGUCUAGGGGCGCCUGGGUGGCUCAGUGAGUUAAAGCCUCUGCCUUCGGCUCAGGUCAUGAUCCCAGGGUCCUUGGAUCGAGCCCCACAUCUGGCUCUCUGCUCAGCGGGGAGCCUGCUUCCUCCUCUCUCUCUGCCUACCUUUCUGCCUACUUGUGAUCUCUGUCUAUCAAAUAAAUAAAUAAGUCUUUAAAAAAAAUAAUAUGUCAGGUCUAAAAAAGGAUCCCAUUGGAAUUCAAUUUUAUUCUGACUGGAAAUUACUAAAGAAUUAAAUAGUGCCAUAGCCCCCCACCCCACCCCCAUCCAGUGGGGAUAUGGCCUAAGAACCCCAGUGGAUGCCUGAAACCACAGAUAGUAAUGAAUCCCCUAUAUAUGGUUUUUUCCCUGUACAUGCCUACAACAAAGUUUAAUUUAUAAAUGAGGCACAGAGAUUAACAACAAAAACUGAUAAUAAACUAGAACAACAAUAAUAAUAUGCUGUGAUAAAGGUUAUGUGAAUGCGGUCUCUCAAAAUCAUCUGACUGUACAUACUCACCCUUGUUCUGUGAUGAUGUGAGAUGAGAAAAUGCCUCCUGUGGAGAUGAAGUGAGGGGAAUUACAUAGGCAUUGUGUUGUCAUAUUUGUUAUCAUUGACCUCCUGGUGUGUCGGGAGGAGGAUCGUCUGCUUCUGGACUGAGGCUGACCAUCGGCCGCUGAAACCAUGGAAAGCAGAAGCACGGAUAGGGGGCAUGGAGGGGAGACUAUGGUGUGUGAAACCCAAGCUGAGUGGUUUCUGUCGCAGGGCACGUCCUCUUCGUGUAGAGGGCUGUCACCAAGUAUCCCAGGUAUUUAGCAACAGAUGUGCAUGAAACAAAGCCUCACAAAUAAAAAUCUUGGAUAAACUUUAUUCUCCAUCUUUGGGUAAGGGUACAAACUGUACACCAUAUCUAUGAAGUCACGGCACUCUCACUGUGCUAGAGAGGAAGGCUGCGGGUUGGCUGAGAAGUUAAAAUGCAAGACUAAUCAGGAGCAGCAUAUGCUGUGGCUUCUUAUUUGAAGACAUACAGAGAGUCUCUUCAGUAAGUACUGCCCCAGUUGUCUUCAUAACUCAGUGUUAGGAAAACCCAAAUGUGUCUUCAUCUAUGAAAUCACUCAACUGGCAAGCAAAACAUUUCGUAUCAUCUAUUUCUAAAUACAUGAGAAAUAAAAGGAAGAAAGUAACAGGAUAUAUAAACUCAUGCUAUCUUGAUUCUAAUGUCUAGCUAUGAAAACAUACAGUGAUAACCAUUGCUAUCUACAAUUUUUAUGAAGUGCAGAAAGCCACUAGUGACUCCCACUUUCAUAAGUCUUUUUGCUUGGUCAUCAACAGAUGCCUUUCAGAUUUCAAAAGACCAACCAUUAUUGUUCUCUUUGUGCCCCUAAGAAAUCAAUACAAUGUACAUCAAUUUCCUUCUUUCUGAAUGUUCCAGUUAAAAACUAAACAGUGAAAAAAAUAUAGGAAA